Molecule: messenger RNA, 869 nt
Organism: Scophthalmus maximus (turbot)
Lineage: Eukaryota; Metazoa; Chordata; Actinopteri; Pleuronectiformes; Scophthalmidae
Gene: ormdl2
Product: ORMDL sphingolipid biosynthesis regulator 2
Exons: 4
Coding region: 142-603 (153 amino acids)
Biological process (GO): negative regulation of ceramide biosynthetic process; intracellular sphingolipid homeostasis; ceramide metabolic process
Cellular component (GO): endoplasmic reticulum membrane
Source: RefSeq, a predicted model, not a curated record
CUGACUCCGAGGAGGGCGGGGUUAGAGACAAAACAAGGAAUUUCCUGGUGAGCCGAGACAACGACGGAAGAAGCUGGACAUCGAGCGUCUGCGGGGGGCUUCUUGUAUUCUGGACCUCUCACUCUCCUCUCUGUCGUCAGGAUGAAUGUGGGCGUAGCUCACAGCGAGGUGAACCCCAACACGCGGGUGAUGAACAGCCGGGGGAUCUGGCUCACCUACCUGCUGCUGACCGUCGUGCUGCACGUCGUCCUGCUCAGCAUCCCCUUCUUCACCGUGCCGCUCGUCUGGACCCUCACGAACGUCAUCCACAACCUGGUGAUGUACCUGUUCCUACACACGGUGAAGGGAACGCCCUUCGAGACGCCAGACCAGGGGAAAGCCCGUCUGCUCACACACUGGGAACAGAUGGACUACGGAGUCCAGUUCACGUCUUCGCGUAAAUUCCUCACCAUCUCGCCGAUCAUCCUGUACAUUCUCGCCAGUUUCUACACUAAAUAUGACGCCACACACUUCCUGAUCAACACCAGCUCCCUCCUAAGCGUCCUCCUUCCCAAGUUGCCUCAGUUUCACGGCGUGCGGAUAUUUGGGAUCAACAAAUACUGACAACGAACUGGACACGGGAUUUUAACCACCAACUCUGGACUUGAGUUCCCCUCCCCUCGUUUCUGAUGAACUGUUUUUUGUUUAGAGUUUGAUAAGAAGAGAAUCAGUUUGAUUAUUUCUUUUCUUGACUGUACAGACUGUGUGAAGUAAUAUAUGAAAGCCUGAAGCUGAACAUUUUUUGUUUUUCCUUUACUGAUCUCUCUGACGUACGUUUGUCCAAAGCCGAACAUUCCGCUGGUCUUCAAAUAAGAGCAACGCAACCUUGA